This is a messenger RNA of Knipowitschia caucasica, 1338 nucleotides long. NCBI's taxonomy places the organism in Eukaryota, Metazoa, Chordata, Actinopteri, Gobiiformes, Gobiidae. The record is from the annotation of a GenBank genome assembly.
AUGGCAGGAGCUGGAGGCGACAUGCAGUGGUGCUUCUCUCAGGUGAAAGGGGCCAUUGACGACGACGUAGCCGAAGCGGACAUCAUCUCCACGGUGGAGUUCAACCACACAGGGGAGCUGCUGGCCACUGGGGACAAGGGCGGACGAGUGGUCAUCUUCCAGCAGGAGACGGAGAAUAAAAACCCGCCUCAGUUCCGGAGCGAGUACAACGUUUACAGCACUUUCCAGAGCCAUGAACCCGAGUUUGACUACUUGAAGAGUUUGGAGAUCGAGGAGAAGAUCAACAAAAUCCGCUGGCUUCCGCAGAAGAAUGCCGCCCAGUUCUUGUUGUCCACUAAUGAUAAGACGAUUAAACUGUGGAAGAUCAGCGAACGGGACAAGCGGCCCGAAGGCUACAACCUGAAGGAGGAGGACGGACGCUACAAAGACCCCAACUCCAUCACCAAACUGCAGGUACCGGUGUUGAUACCGAUGGACCUGAUGGUGGAGGCCAGUCCCAGGAGGGUGUUUGCCAACGCGCACACUUACCACAUCAACUCCAUCUCCGUGAACAGCGACAACGAGACGUAUCUGUCCGCGGACGACCUGCGCAUCAACCUGUGGAACCUGGAGAUCACCGACCGCAGCUUCAACAUCGUGGACAUAAAGCCGGCGAACAUGGAGGAGCUGACGGAGGUGAUCACGGCCGCGGAGUUCCACCCGCAUCAGUGCAACACGUUUGUCUACAGCAGCAGCAAAGGCACCAUCCGCAUGUGCGACAUGAGGGCCUCUGCGCUCUGCGACAGACACACCAAACUGUUCGAGGAGCCGGAGGACCCCAGCAAUCGCUCCUUCUUCUCUGAGAUCAUCUCCUCCAUCUCAGACGUGAAGUUCAGCCACAACGGCCGAUACAUGAUGACCCGCGACUAUCUGUCCGUGAAGAUCUGGGACCUGAACAUGGAGAGCCGACCGGUGGAGACGUACCAGGUGCACGAGUACCUGAGGAGCAAGCUGUGCUCGCUCUACGAGAACGACUGCAUCUUUGACAAAUUUGAGUGCUGCUGGAACGGAGACGACAGCGUGGUGAUGACCGGUUCCUACAACAACUUCUUCCGGAUGUUUGAGCGCGGCCACCGGCGGGACGUGACCCUGGAGGCGUCGCGCGAGAACAGCAAACCGCUGCAAGUGCUGAAGCCGCGCAAAGUUUGCGCCGGCGGAAAGCGCAAGAAAGACGAGAUCAGCGUGGACAGUUUGGACUUCAACAAGAAGAUCCUCCACACCGCCUGGCACCCGCAAGACAACAUCAUUGCCGUGGCCACGACCAACAACCUGUACAUAUUCCAGGACAAGGUCAUUUAA